This is a messenger RNA of Condylostylus longicornis, 2326 nucleotides long. RefSeq names its product steroid hormone receptor ERR2 (gene ERR). NCBI's taxonomy places the organism in Eukaryota, Metazoa, Arthropoda, Insecta, Diptera, Dolichopodidae. Gene Ontology annotation, biological process: regulation of DNA-templated transcription. Bases 184 to 1554 code for a protein of 456 amino acids. The transcript is spliced from 7 exons. Gene Ontology annotation, cellular component: nucleus. Gene Ontology annotation, molecular function: steroid binding; nuclear steroid receptor activity; sequence-specific DNA binding. The record is from RefSeq and is a predicted model, not a curated record.
UGUGAUAUUUACAUACAAAAUAUACAUAUGUACAUGUUUCUAAAAUUUUUAACAUAAUUUUUAAUAUUUUAAUUUUAUAUACGUAUUUUUAUAUUACAAUGUUUUAAAUUUCUGUUAUAUUUAUUUAAUUGACAACGUUUUCAUUCGAGUUAAGUAAAAACAUCGAAAAAAUAAAGAUCUUAAAUGGAUGUCUGGAUGCAGGAUGUGGUAUCUGCGAUGACUGAUUCCUCAGUACAUCUUGUUAAACAAGAACUAAUAAUUGACACAUCAUGUGGUAGCCCAACCCCAUCAGUUGGAAAUGCUUUAGGAAGCAUGAAUUACACAUCACAGGCUUCACCAGGUUCCCCAGAGAGACAAUUUUGUAGCUCAACUACUACUCCUCUUGGUGACAUUUGCGGUGAUUCUAGUAGUAUGCAUUCUAUUAAAGAAGAACUUCCGAGGAGAUUGUGUUUAGUUUGUGGUGAUAACGCAUCUGGAUUUCAUUAUGGAGUUGCCAGUUGUGAAGCUUGUAAAGCAUUUUUCAAAAGAACGAUUCAAGGAAACAUUGAAUAUACUUGUCCUGCCAAUAAUGAAUGUGAAAUAAACAAAAGACGUAGAAAAGCAUGCCAAGCUUGCCGUUUUCAAAAAUGUCUUAUGAUGGGUAUGUUAAAAGAAGGUGUGAGAUUAGACAGAGUUCGCGGUGGACGACAAAAAUACAGACGUAAUCCAGUUUCAAAUCCAUAUCAAAUGCAAGCAUUAUACCAAACAGCUACUUCAACAUUAGAUGAUAUUAAAAUUUUAGAAGUUUUAUCAAAUUUCGAACCAGAUCCAUGCUAUGUUGGUCAUUUUGAUAAUGAUGAUUUUUUAAGUAAUAGCAAUGAUAAAUCAACAUCUUCAUCACAAGCAACUACAACAACUACCACUUCGUCAUCUUUAUCUAGCAGUAUAUUUGAUAAAGAUAAAAAUUGCAUGGAUGUUCAUGAGAUUUUAAGCAUUUUAAGUAAUCUUUAUGAUUGUGAAUUAGUCAAUGUCAUUGGUUGGGCAAAACAAAUACCGGGUUUCACAGAAUUACCUCUUAACGAUCAAAUGAAAUUAUUACAAGUAUCUUGGGCUGAGAUAUUAACAUUACAAUUAGCAUAUCGUUCCUUACCAUAUAAUGGUAAAUUGUUUUUUGCAUCAGAUUUUUGUUUAGAUGAACGAUCUGCAAAAGAAUGUGGAGCUAUCGAAUUUUUUCACCAUUGUGUACAAAUAACACAGCGAUUAGAAAGGCUGUCACCUAGUAAGGAAGAAUAUUAUUUACUGAAAGCUUUAGUGUUAUCCAAUUGUGAUAUUCGUUUGGAUGAUCAAUUACUUUUAAAAAAAUUUAGAGACACUAUAUUAAGUGCAUUCAAUGAUUGCGUUUAUUUAUUAAGACAUACCGCAGCUGUGUCAUAUCAACAGCAAUUGUUACUAAUAUUACCUUCGUUAAGACAAGCCGACAAUAUUAUAAGAAAAUUUUGGCUAAAAGUCUCACGUGAAGAGAAUGUAGUAAUGAAAAAACUUUUUGUUGAAAUGUUAGAAAGUGUAUCAAGAUAAGCUAAAAUUCUUUUAUUUUUUUUAUAUAAGUGAAUAUACUUUUAUAACUAUAUGCUAUAUGAUAUAUUAAUAAAAUAUGUUAUACUAAUUGUUUGCAAAACAUCAAAAUGAAAUUUAGUUACCAUUUUUUUAAUUUUUAAUUUGCAUUAGCAUGUUUAUGUAUACACUACACAUAAAAAUGUUUUGAAAAGUUAUAUAUACAUAUUAUGAUAUAUAAUUAAAUUUUUUAGUUUUGAAGUCGUAUUAAGUUUCUUAAAACAAUUAAAUUGUACUAAAUAUUAUAUAAAAAAAAAUAUAUGAAUGUAUUAUUUAUGGAGCAAUCAGUGCGUUUUAGAAAUAAAAAAAAACAUUAUUUUUUAGAUUCAUAAAAAGUUUACCAAAUUGUUCUAGCAAGAGUAUAAUCAAAAUAUUGAAACAAGUAUAUUACUUAAUCUAUGUACUCAAAAUAAUUUAUCUGGAUUGAAAAUAUUAAUUUGUUUAAAAUUGUGUUACUGAUAUACAAAAAUAUCGUAAAUAGUAACCUUCUACGUUUUUUAUAUACUGGAAAAGAGUUUUUAAAAAAUUUUUAUAAUUUAAUGUUGUACUUAUUUUGAUUGUAAAGACAUUUUAAUUAAUAAACAAAAAAAAAGUGUACAUAACACCUUUGAAAUCGAUGUAUUUAUAUUUAGAGUUAAUUAAAAAGCAUUAAACACAAUAAGUUAAAAAGUAAAUAAUUAUCAGAAAAUAUAAUUUUGAAAAAAAAAUUGCUAAAAUAAUAAAAACCGAUUUUUCA